Ceratitis capitata (Mediterranean fruit fly) is the source of this 1977-nucleotide messenger RNA. RefSeq lists its product as uncharacterized. The transcript has 2 exons. Bases 1 to 1977 code for a protein of 658 amino acids. Lineage: Eukaryota; Metazoa; Arthropoda; Insecta; Diptera; Tephritidae. The record is from RefSeq and is a predicted model, not a curated record.
AUGAAGUACAAGCGGAUUUUGGAAUACACUCUCGCUAUACUGCAGCUCGCGCACCGAGCUAAUGGACAAGACAUUCAGCUUAAUUGGACGGAUUACAAUUUGUUGAAUUUCCUGCAGGAUAUACGACGUUUACAUCACUAUGAUCAAUUAGUAUUUGCACACAAUCGCAAUGCAACUUUUGGCGCAGCUUUUGGCGAACUAUCAGGUAACGCGUUGGAUGAAGGUGGUGUAGAUUUUGAAAGCUUUCAAGCCAAUCGAACCGGAAAUGUAGAUUAUGAAACGGAAUUCGUGCGCUAUAUGAUGACGGAGCUGCCUACGGCAGUGGUAUUAUACGACGAGUUGAGCUCAUUUGAGCUGAAGCGGCAUUUCAGUGCAGCCUUAUUGAUCGUUGUUUAUUUGGAGGAAGAGCUUAUGGCACAGUCCGCGCUGUUCAAAGCGUUGGUAGGCAGCUUGAAGCACAGAAUGCAAAGCAAUAUUUUAUUUUUAAUAAAUAUCGAUAGCACCACAGCCUCUUGUGAGACGGCGUUUUUAAGAGAACUCUUUCAAUUUAGUUGGCACAGUAAGAUGAUCAAUGUGGCAGCACUCUGCAACGACUAUCAGGAUACGCAGCAGUUCUACUCCUACACCCACUUGCCCGACUUCGCUUUGGAGUACAAACACUUAAGCGCCGAGUUGCUUUACCGCGGACCGAUCUUUCCCUAUCGUCUGUCUAAUUGGCAAGGCUACAAACUGCCCUACAUAAUAGGUGGCGGCGAUCCACGCGUUAUUGUCUAUGAGUAUGAUAGACGGCGUGUCGUAGGCGGUUUUGCUGGUCAUUUUCUGGUUACCUUUGCCCACAAAUACAACUUCACGCUCUACGAGCCGCUGCCUAUUAAAUCGUACACAAAGUUUCCACCCUCUCAGGAUUUAAUUAAAGCCGUGCGUAACAAUACCGUUGAGAUUUCAGUCGCACUUACCUUUCCAAAUAUUCCCUUGGAUGGAUUCUCUUACCCCUACGAACAAGUGAAUUGGUGUGUGUGGACACCCGUCGAGGCGGACAUCCCGAAUUACGAUUUCUUCUGGAUCGUAUUCGAAGGUAUGACCUUCUUGCUCGUGCUUGGCGCUAUUAUUGUCAUAUCUCUUGUGUUGAGCUGUGCACUCUGGCAACAUAAUAGCAAACCGGAUCUAUUGCGUUUUGUCAUACACGAUGCCUGCCUGCGCGGCGUAAUCGGUCAGUCGUUUCGUGAACUAAGUCGUGCGCCAUUCGUUAUACGUUUCAUUUAUAUGCAGAUCUAUGUGCUGGGCAUACUGCUCACCACCUCGUAUAAUGCCUACUUCGCCGCUUACUGGACGAGCGCGCCGAAAGUGGCGCCACUUCGCACCUUCGAUGACAUACUACAAUCAAAUAAGAAAAUAUACAUGUUCGCGCCAGAGUAUAAUGAGCUCAUCGGUCGGGCAGCUGAUUUACGAAAAUAUAUACCGAUGUUUUACAUCGAAAGCGAUUAUCAUAAGUACUUGGCCACACGCGAUGCUUACGAUACAAAGUAUUUGUAUAUGAUACCCACCACAAAGUGGCGCAUUUACCGUGAACAACAGAAGGUAUUCACCACACCCAUAUUCCGCCUGCGCGCCGAUCUUUGCUUCUACUACAACAUACCACUGGGCUUUCCCAUACACAGCAAUUCGGUGCUUGCGAAAAUUUUGCAGGAUAUGGUUUUGGAGACAGCUCAGUCGGGUUUAACCGAUUACUGGAUGCGUAUUGGUUUUUUGGAGUUAAUCAGAGCUGGACGUUUGAGUUUCGAGGACAUGAGUCGUAAGAAUGAGUACAAGGCGAUGGCAGUGGAGGAUUUGAAAUAUGUAUGGAUGGGUUAUGGCAUUGUGUGUGUGUUAAUUGCUUUUGUAUUUCUCGCUGAGCACUGUUACUUUCGACGGGAACGUGUUCGAACGUUCUUUGCUGAAAACCUGUGGCGUAAAUGUUGUGGCAGGAAACAAUUGUGA